Molecule: messenger RNA, 1277 nt
Organism: Phanerochaete carnosa HHB-10118-sp
Lineage: Eukaryota; Fungi; Basidiomycota; Agaricomycetes; Polyporales; Phanerochaetaceae
Exons: 3
Coding region: 73-1197 (374 amino acids)
Cellular component (GO): endoplasmic reticulum
Source: RefSeq, a predicted model, not a curated record
CGGAGCAGCCUUCGCUUUCCUCUGCCGCCUUUCGUCCUCCGAUACCUUGCGAGGCACACACGUUAUAUCAUCAUGAGAGCUGCAAACAUAGCUCUGUGGGCUGUUUGCCUCAUCAGCCCCGCAUACGCGGUUACAGUCUACCUCCAUCCUCCGCUGGCUGCGCCCGUACCAGCGGAACUUGAUGCAAGACAUGCAAGUCUCGUGCUCGCUAAACACUUCGGACUGGAGAAAUUUGAAAGUGUGGGAAGUGGAGCUGGUCUUUGGAAUGGUGUGUUGCAGGAGCAGGAGGCUGUUGUUGGAAGUGCGCCCAAGGAUGCACUUCUAGUAACCCUGAGUGAUGAGGAUGCACGAGCUAUUCUUCCAUUCAACAUGAAACCUACGUUUGAACUGCCCAGUCCGCCAAUGGACACGCUCUACCCUCUGAUUCAGACAUACAUUCACCGUGCUGCAGAGCUGUACACCAACGUCUUCCCAGAAUUUUUCUCUCCCUCCUCGCAAACAAGAACACGUUUCCUCGAUAUUUUCUCCGCACCUACGGAAGCCAACCGCGCCUUCAUCUCUUCCGUGUCAUCUCUCGUCGACUACCUCGAUGCCGAGCCCACAAGCGCGUCUGGCUACGCCAACUUCGCUGCAUUGGAGCUCAAAGGCCUGAAGGAACUCGCAGAAGAGCACGGCCAAGACUCUGAGGCAUACCAGAUUGCACUUAAGACCCUGCAGGCGGUGUUCGCCAGCGCGAUGGAGCGCCAAGACCUCACGCUCGCGGUCCUGACAUUCUCGCCGUCGUCCUCGCUCUCGAAGCGCGCUGACGAACCACAGUCGCCCCUUGCACCCCCUGUCUUGCCGCCCUCUGCGCCCAUCAGCGCAGUCUCGACGUGCUUCCAGACCUCCGACGCGUGCGCGAACUCCACCGACAGCUGCAGCGGCCAUGGCGAGUGUGCUGCGGCGACAAAGCUCGGCAGGACCUGCUACAUCUGCGCCUGUGCAGCAACCGUAAAUGAGAAGGGACUCACUGAGGAGUGGGCUGGCGAGGCGUGCGAGCGGAAAGACAUUAGCGGACCGUUCGUGCUACUUGGCGGAACUGUCAUUGCUCUUAUUUUGCUUGUCGGAGGCUCCAUAGGCUUGCUCACUGCCGUCGGCUCUCAGGAGCUGCCCAGCACGCUUACUGGCGCUGUCGCUGGAGGCCACAAGAGGGACUAACUGUCUGCUGUAUGCUAUCCGCUGUGUCACAUUUACAUGCAUGGACUGUCAAAGCAAUUGAUUCGAUAUUUUUACAUACU